Molecule: messenger RNA, 567 nt
Organism: Aureobasidium pullulans EXF-150
Lineage: Eukaryota; Fungi; Ascomycota; Dothideomycetes; Dothideales; Saccotheciaceae
Product: bis-tetraphosphatase
Exons: 2
Coding region: 1-567 (188 amino acids)
Molecular function (GO): catalytic activity
Source: RefSeq, a predicted model, not a curated record
AUGCCACCGCCAUCAUUGAGCAAGGCCAUACAUUUUGGCCAAUUCGCUGUGACCUCACAGGUCUUCUACAAAACACCCCUCUCCUUCUGCCUCGUGAAUCUCAAGCCCUUGUUACCUGGUCACAUCCUAGUCUGCCCUCUCCGCCGUGUCCAACAUAUCGAUCAACUCAGCGCUCCAGAAGUCACGGAUCUAUUCAGCACAGUACAAUUGGCGUCCCGGACGUUGAAGCGCGUGUACAAUGCAUCGGCCUGCAAUAUAGCGAUACAAGAUGGCGAGGCAGCAGGACAGAGCGUGCCACAUGUGCACGCGCAUCUGAUACCCAGAAGAGACGGUGACAUGGAUGCGCAAGGUGGUGGAGACAAGAUCUACGAACAAUUGGAGGGUGAAGAGGGAGAUGUGGGAAAGCAUCAGAAAGAAGAGGAGGGCGUGAGAAAGGGCAAGUUCUCCAAGGUCGAGGAUGACAAGAGAAAGCCUAGAAGUAUGGAGGAGAUGGAGAAGGAGGCUCGCUGGCUGGCUGAGGAGAUGCAGAAGGAUGCCCAUAAUUUCUCCAACGAGCCCUGUUCUUGA